CUUACUAGCCAGUUUUAGAAAUUUAAAACAGUUCAUCUCUAUAAAAUCGUGUUAUAAACUUUUAAUUCUAUUGAUAGAUAUAAAAAUUUAUAAAAUUCAAAUUAUUUGAAGUUUGGCCUGUUAGUGUGAAAUAUCGUGAAGUGAUCCUUACAAGCCAGUUCUAAAAAUUCAAAACAGUUAAUUUCUAUAAUAUCGUGUUAUCAAGUUUCAAUUCUAUUGAUGGAAAUAAACUUUAGCAAAUUCAAAUUAGAAGUUUGACCUGUUAGUGUGAAAUGUCGUGAAGUGAUCCUCAAGUCAGUUCAGGGAGUGAUUAGUGAAUCAAGUUUGUGUCACGUGACUAGUGGUGCUCAAAAAAAUGGAGCAACAGGUGAAUGGCGCCAUGGUGCAUACGACUAUUGCCACGCAUAAGCCGCCUGCAUACAAUUAUGCGGAUGCAUUUUGGUGUACAUAUUUGGUGUCCGUUGUUGCGGCCAGCAUAGCAGAAAUUAUCACCUAUCCUUUGGACUUAACUAAGACGAGGUUGCAGAUCCAGGGAGAGGCAGCGGCUCAAAGCAAUGGCAAAACAACAUCACACUUGCCAUACCGGGGUAUGCUGGGCACAGCGGUGGGGAUAGCCCGCGAGGAGGGGGCCCGUAAGCUGUGGCGAGGUGUGACUCCGGCCAUCUACCGACAUCUCAUCUACUCGGGCAUUCGCAUUGUCUUCUACGAGAACAUGCGAGACAAACUCCUCAAGAAGGAGCGGGACGGCACGUUUCCCAUUUGGAAAUCAGCGAUUGGAGGCGUGACAUCGGGAGCAGUGGCUCAGUUCAUAGCCAGUCCAGCCGAUCUAGUCAAAGUGCAAAUGCAAAUGGAGGGACGCAGGCGGUUGCUUGGAAAACCACCCAGAGUGCACAGCCCGAAACACGCGUUCAAGAAGAUAAUGUCGGAGGGCGGGGUGCGGGGCCUGUGGAAGGGGUCCAUCCCCAACGUGCAGCGAGCGGCACUCGUCAACCUGGGGGACCUCACCACCUAUGACACCGCCAAGCAGCUCAUUCUCACCAACACCACGUUGCCAGAUAGUCAUCUCACACAUGUGCUAGCCAGUGGAUGUGCAGGACUAGUAGCAGCUACGAUGGGCACUCCUGCCGAUGUGGUCAAGACUCGAGUCAUGAAUCAACCCACCGAUCUGGAAGGAAGAGGCAUCCUGUACAAGUCGUCAGUGGACUGCCUGAUGAAGACGGUCGAGAACGAGGGCUUCUUCGCGCUGUACAAGGGCUUCCUGCCCGUCUGGAUCCGGAUGGCCCCGUGGUCGCUCACCUUCUGGCUGUCCUUCGAGCAGAUCAGGCACACGCUCGGUGCUACCGGGUUCUGAGCUCAGCACUCUAUCUGUCUACUAGAACACUCUAAGCAAGUAUCUAUGAC
This is a messenger RNA of Nilaparvata lugens (brown planthopper), 1401 nucleotides long. It is a transcript of the gene Ucp4A, whose product is annotated as mitochondrial uncoupling protein 4. Lineage: Eukaryota; Metazoa; Arthropoda; Insecta; Hemiptera; Delphacidae. The record is from RefSeq and is a predicted model, not a curated record. Gene Ontology annotation, cellular component: mitochondrial membrane. The transcript has 8 exons. Gene Ontology annotation, biological process: transmembrane transport; mitochondrial transport; response to cold. The coding region runs from base 356 to 1351 and encodes 331 amino acids.